Molecule: messenger RNA, 4540 nt
Organism: Clunio marinus
Lineage: Eukaryota; Metazoa; Arthropoda; Insecta; Diptera; Chironomidae
Source: the annotation of a GenBank genome assembly
AGAUCUAAUUUAUCAGUCGUGGCGGGUAACUGAGCUUGAAUAGAAUUAGAAAAGUUGGAAAGCUCAUCAACUAGUAUAAUAAAACGGUUGGAAGAGAACAAAAACAAAAUUAUUUCACCUAAAAACAUUUUGAUGAAUGUCCAUCAGGUCGCUUUCAUAAUUCCAACUUUUCACCCGACAUAAAGCAGUUCAGAAGCUAAGGGAGUGAAUAAUUAAGGGUUCUUCGUGUAUGUGUCUAUAAUAUUUAUCAUCACGAAAGAGAAAAAAAAUAAAAUAAAACAAAAAGAAAAAGUUGAAACGAAUUGAAAAUAAUAUCACAUCACGCAGCUUUUUAAUUGAUAUGAUAAAUUUAACAAAUUGCCUAUCAACAACAUGAUGAUAAUGAUGACAAGCCGUAGUUAUGUGCUGUUGUUCCUAUUGAUGCUUAUGGGCAUCAUAACAGCAAAUGAUCAGAACGAUUGGGAAUCAAAAUGCAAUCGAUGUCGAUGUCACUGGAAGUCAUCGAAGAAGACAGCAGAUUGUCGCGAUACUGGACAAAUCAGUAUUCCAAGUGACCUCCACACUGACAUUCAAUCUUUAGAUCUUUCCAAUAACAACAUUGCUGAAAUUCAAAGAAAUCAACUCUCAAACUUCAAUCUCCACAACCUUCACAAGCUCUUGAUCUCAAACUGUACAUUAAUUCAAGUAGAUCGUGAUGCUUUCGUUGGUUUAUCAAUUCUCAUCGAGCUGGAUCUCUCGUAUAAUCAAGUUAAAGUUAUUCAUCCAGGAACAUUUCAUCCAUUGAUAAAAAUCAGAAAAAUUCUUCUUCAUGAUAAUGAAUUGAUUCAAAUUUCUGAUCGAACAUUUGAAAAUCUCCAACAUUUGAGUCACAUUGAGUUGAAGAACAACAAAAUUCAUUUUGUUGGUGAGCAGGCCUUUCUGAAUGUACCAUUAAAGACAAUUUACUUGUCGAAUAAUCGCCUUCAAAAGCUUGAAAAGACAACAUUCAUGAGUCUGACGCACCUCAGCGCACUUUCACUUGGUGGCAAUAUGUGGAAUUGCUCAUGCGAAUUGAAAGAUUUCCGCAAUUUUGUCAUCGACAAAAAGUUGACGACUGAAACAAAGUGCCAUUAUCCAGACGCAUUACGUGACAAACUUUGGACGGAUGUCGAAGAAGAUGAGUUUGCAUGUCGACCAAGAAUUCUUGUACCUCGCGGUGCUGCUUUUGUGAGAGCGAGUAAAGAGAAUGAAACCUUAAUGUGCCAAGUUAGAGGAUCACCUCGUCCAAAUGUAGAAUGGCUUGUUGGUAAUCGUUUGGUGCGUGAGAAUGAUCAUUUUAAGAUCAGAACGUUUGAACCAAUGGUUUCAAUAAAGAAAGAUGAACAUUUACGUCAUGUUACAUCGGAGUUAACUAUUGUUGGUCUCCGAAUGUCAGACCAUGGAAAAUAUGUUUGCAAGGCAAGCAAUAAAGGUGGCCAUGACGAGUUUGUUAUUCAACUUGACAUUCCUGCUGAUCAUUUUAAAGGUGGCGCAUUUGUACCACCAACAAGUAACACAUUCUUCAUGAUUCUUUGCAUCAUUGUCGGUGUUCUCUUCAUCAUUUUAUUCACCAUAGCAAUUCUUUGUUGUUAUUGUCGUAAAGUGAAUAAAUAUGAUAAGAAGCCGUCAUCUGAUAAUGCACUUUUAAUGUCACAACAAAAUGGAACAACAACGAAACUCAACGGAAAAGCACAAAAUGAUUCAAUUCUCGAUGGUGGUUCCGUUAUUAUGGAAAUGCAAAAGAGUUUACUAACUGAAGUCAAUCCCGUUGAGAAGCCACCACGUCGAACAGAAGUUGAUUCAAUUGAGAAAGAAUCUGAUGACGUUAGUGAUGUUAAACAAACAUUGUUGGAUGAAACAAUAUUUAUUCAAAACGAUGAUGAAACGAAAUCUGUUCAAAUGUCAGAUUCAACACAACCCCGAUCACGUCAAGCUUUUAUCGAUGAUGGUUAUGGUGGAAACUUACUUCCGCCUGAUCUUCUUGCCUUUCCUCGUUUCCCACAAUCACCAUCGAUACAAAGUUCAAUCUCGAAUAUUCAUGACACGAGAAUUUAUGCACGUUCACCUUUAACAAGUCCAAUUUAUGGUGAGACUACAAUACCAAGUGGUUUCAGAACGUUGCAACAUCCCAAGACAGGUCGGACGAUAGCUUUAGCGACCACACGUUCAAACUCACCUUUUAUUCCUGCACCGAUUGUUUAUCCUUCAAUGAUGAAACAAGGAUAUGUAACAAUACCGCGAAAGCAAAGAACUGGUAGUUGGGCUCCAUCGGUAGCAAGUGAUUUCCAAACAUCGCCCAGUUCCCCACCGCUAGAAGUAGCUGAACCAGUUUAUGAUAAUCUCGGCUUGCGAACAACAGCAGCUGGAAAUUCGAUUUUAAAUCUCAAUAAAAUAACAGCUGGAACGAGUAAAGGAAGUGGGAUGAUAAGUCCUGGUGCUAAUCUCAAAUACACGAUGAAAGAUCGUCCAUUGCCAGCGACACCAGCUAAUAUGAAUAGUGAACAAAAGAAAACGAAUGGAUCAAUUCGAGAGCCUUUAUAUAGUAGUGCAACAAUUGAGAGGAAAGUUCCACCUCGACCACCACCGAAACCGAAAAAGAAGCCGACACUUGAGAGUAGCUUUAACGAGAGUCUUGCGCCGCAGCCACUCAUACGAACAAUCAAUGGAAAUCGUUUCGAUGAUGAAGGCGAAGAUGGCACGGAAGUGUAGCCAAUGUGCAAAAUCGUGUUAGUUUAGCUUUGUGCUCAUCAUCUAGCUGUAGGACGGAAACCAAUUAUGCACAAUGCUGAGGUAAGCGGAUUUCUAUGCUCUCCAAGCGCGUGUUGAAUCCGAUUUUCAGCGUUCGAAAUUUAAUCAAAUUUAUGAUUAAAACAUAAAAUUAAUGACGACGUCCGCAACCAGAUGAUGUUCACUAAUCUUCUUUGUGAUUUCGAAUUUAAAAACAAAACACAACAUUUAUUUGAUGAGAUAGAAAAAACAAAACAUUAAUAAUAUGAAAUUAUUUAACUUCUUGUGCCAAGAGACUGAAUUAAAAUGAUAGAAGAAAAACGGUGCGAAAAAAAAUGUUGUCAAAGUGAGAAGAAAACUUUUAUAUUUGGUACUUUAAAUAGUGAAUUAGUUUUCAUAAGUUUCAUUGCACGUCAUAACUUUCUUUUCAAGAAGAGAUAGAUAAUCAUUUCUUUAUGUUUAAAGAAUGCACAGAGUUAAGAAAAUAUUUUAUAUUAAGAAAAUUAAAUGUAAUUAAUUGAAAAAGAAAAGAAGCUUUUAAGUUUAUGAGAAUGGAAGGAAAGUUUAGGAAACAUCUCGAGGGAGACAAAUGAUUUUAAUUUUCUCUUAUUUUAAUGUAUAUUCCUUCACUCAUAUGAGAUGAUGCUUUUUAUGUCCUAGAGGCAAAAGCUUUCUCUCGUUUCAAGCUGAGAGUUGAAAAAGUUUUUCUUUCUUUCUGACUUUUUUUUUUAUAUUUUGUUUAAUUAAAUUCCAAUUCUUUUUUAUGGGUACAAUAGAACAUUGAAUUCCUUUUUUUAUAUCUAAAAUAAUAACAUUUGAAUUAAAUUUAGAAAAAAAGGAUUUAUGAAAUGAAAUGGUUGAAAGAGACUUGCAAUAAAAUGUUGUUAAGUAAAAUAUGUUGAUAGAUUCACCCCAAAAAGGAUACAAUGAGAUUGAAGCAUAAAUAUUUCAUGUAAUUUAACUUUGUUGAAAGCUAUCAUUUAGAAAUGACUAGAAGAAGAAAAAUUCUCUUUAUGAAUCAAUUCAGGACAAUAAAAAAGCAAGAAAAUUAAAAUCAAAACAUUUCUAUCUUAAUGAAAGAUUUUUUUUUUCUGUAACUUGAGUUUUCAUCUAUUUAUGUGUAGAAAGAAAAUUUAAUAUUUUACUGCUGAUAAAUGGAUAAUUAGGAAGAUUGUCGGGAUGGUGACUAUCAGCAAUUCUCUAAUCAGUUUAAUCAAUCAACGACAGGAACGUUUACACAAUUUAAAAAACUUCUGGCUACUAACAUAUUCUCUUAAAAAAGAUGAAAUUAAUUAUAAAACAUUGUAAGAGCUUUAUCUCGAUGUGAAAGCGAUCCUCUCGUUUUAAUUAUUCUAAGUCUCUUUAUUUACAUUAUUUCAAAAAAGGAUGCUGAAAAAAGGAAACUCUCAUUAUAAUUGUAAAUAGGUAGAUAUAUCACAAAAAGAAACAGCAAAACAUAUUUUCAUUCGCAUUAAUGGCGUAAACAAGUCGUUCUGAUAAAUAAUAAGAGAAAAAGGUUUCAUCCUCUCUAAUGACGACAUAAGAGCGUAGUUUUAAAAUACAAACGAAAGAAGAGUCUAUAAGUAAUAUCUAAAAUGAAUUUUUUUACAAUUUCAUCUAAGCAUCAUCGCAACAUAAUUAUAGCAUAGAUAUUUACAUACAACAUAAAUACUUCGUAGAUCAUUUUAAAAUUGUUUCAUUUUUACUUCUCUCAUUAGGUUUAUGCCAAUAUAUUUAAUUUUAAUGAGUUUGUAUAUUUUUUUGUCAUCAUUUAAAACAUAAAUAAAUUUUCUUU